Molecule: messenger RNA, 2979 nt
Organism: Cuscuta campestris
Lineage: Eukaryota; Viridiplantae; Streptophyta; Magnoliopsida; Solanales; Convolvulaceae
Source: the annotation of a GenBank genome assembly
CUAAAUCUUUUUACAAACCCCAAAAUUUUGAAGGAGUACAUCUUCCGCAGCACAGAGCUUUCAUCUUCCGCAAAUCUUAACUCCACGUCUCCCUUUCCACACCUCAUCCGCCGUCGCCGCCGGUGCCCUUCAUCGUCUACUCCGCCGCCAGGAAAUUUCCAGGUGCAUUGACUUCUAGUUCCAGUACAAUGGCAACAGGCUUCUCUUUUUCCACCCCUUCUUCAUCUCCCUCACCCUUCUCCUUCACUUCAAACUCUAGUGCUACUACUUUUACAUCCUCUUCCUCCCCAUUUGGGGUUCCGUCUUCAACCCCUAGCUUUGGUACUCCAACCAACUCCUCUCUUGGUGGCACCUCAUUUUCUUUUGGUUCUUCUGCCCCUCCAUUUUCUUUCGGUUCUUCCGCCCCCACAACUUCAUCUGCUUCUACAGGUGCUACUUUGACAUUUGGAUCUGGUACUGCAACUACUUCAACUUUAUUUGGAGCUACUUUGGGUUCUUCUGGAGCAUCAACAAAUUUAUUUGGAUCUGCUUCUACCAGCCAAACUGCAACCUCCUUCAGUUCCCCAAUGUUUGGAUCAACGUCGUCUUUUGCCAAAUCUAAUCUUUUUGGGCCUUCCUCAGGUUCAUCAGGUAUCUUUAGUACAAGUUUGAACUUUGUAUCAUCCGGAUCAUUAACCUCAGGUUCAGCGCCUGGUACUACAUCACCAGUUGCGCAAGCUGCAUCUUUUGGAGCACCAUCGGCUUCGUCAACCCCUGCAUUUUCAUUACUUUCUGCAUCAAGCUCAGCUUCUUCCACAUCUGGUUUUCUGUUUCCCACUGCACCAACAGGAAGUUCUGCAGCAUCUUCCGUCUCAUUGUCGCUGCCCAGUGUUUCAACAUCAAACAUUAUGUCUUCAGCAUCAACAUCUCCAUUUUCCAAUGCAGCAAUCCCAACUUUUGGAUCUUCUGCGCCAUCGUUUUCUGUCUCAUCAGCUCCUUUCGCAAGUUCAGCAUCGUCGGCACCAGCAUUUUCUUUGCCCAACACCUCUGGUGUGACGUCAACACCUUCUCUUUCGGCAUUUUCCUUAUCCAGUGCUUCAUCAUUGAGUACAACAUCUUCUACACCUAUAUUUUCAUCUCUCACUACAUCCGGUUCAAGUUCCACAGUAUCUUCUGCAUCUGUUGCUUCAUCACCCUUUCCAACAAAAGGACCAACAUUUUCAUUUUCACAAGGGACUGGAAAUGCUUCAGCCACUUCAGUUCCUUCAGUCACAACUCCGAGCUUGUUAUCAUCAUCUUCAGGCACACCUAUGCUUUCUGGGAAUUCAUCUAGUUUUCAACCAUCCACAUCAGUGCCAGCUACCUUGAAUGGCAUAUUUUCAAAGCCUGCUGAAUUAGGCCCAACAACUGUUUCAUCACCUCAAUUUUCAACAUUUGUUGCAACAACCAGUGCUUCAAUUGUGGCUGGUAGUCUAGCAUCUUCUGCUCCUUCUAGCACAAUCACCACUGGUUCGUCUUUUACGUUUCCUGCCGUCGCCCCUUCUUCUAACACAACUACUACUGCAUCAGCAAUUUCUGGGUCUAGUAACGCCAGUACUUCUGCAUUUUCUGUCCCUGGUGCAACUGCAUCAGCUAUUUCUGGCUCUAGUAACACCAGUACUUCUGCAUUUUCUGUCCCUGGUACAACUGCAUCAGCUAUUUCUGGGUCUAGUAACACCAGUACUACUACAUUUUCUGUCCCCACAUCUUUUUCAAUGUCUUCAAAAACAACAUCAACUGCUCCAGCGUCACAACCGCUGGCGACAACUUCAUUACCAACACUUGGUCCAACCAUUUCUAGCUCCAGUGGUCCAACUUCAGUUUCCAGCUCUGCUGCUCAAACAUCAUCUAUUGUGACAGCAACUAGCAGUGGGACUACACAGAGUACAGGCACUACUGUAUCAGGAACAUCACCAAAACUGCCAUCCGAAAUUACAGGAAAAACUAUAGAAGAGAUCAUCAAGGAAUGGAAUGCAGAGCUGCAAGAACGUACAAAACAUUUCCAAAAGCAGGCCAAUGCAAUAGCUGGAUGGGACAGGAGGAUCUUACAAAACCGUGACAUCCUCCUGAAGCUUGAGAGUGAAGUUGCAAAGGUUGUUGAGACACAAUCUAGCCUAGAGCGACAACUGGAGUUAAUUGAGACGCAUCAAGAUGAGGUUGAGAAGGCAUUGCAGAGCUUGGAAGAAGAAGCCGAACGAAUAUAUAAGGAUGAUCGUGAAACACUUCUUGAUGAUGAGGCUGCAUAUACAAGAGAUGCAAUGUAUGAGCAGGCCGAAUUCGUAGAGAGAGAAAUGGAAAAGAUGAUGGAGCAGAUAAAAUCAAUCAUUCAUUCUCUUAAUGCAACCCAGGGCGGCGAACUAACCGAUGGCAUGAAUCCGCUUGAUGUUGCUGUCCGCAUUUUGAACAAUCAAUUGAGUUCACUGGUCUGGGUUGAUGAGAAGGCAGGGGAGCUCUCUUCUCGCAUACAGAAGCUUGCUAAGCAAGGCUCCAAUACAGAUCACGGACCCCGGUUUUUGUUUGCCAAAUGAACCGCGUAGACGUUUUGUUGCCAGCAAUUUGAGUCGUUUUAGUGGUUGGCUGCUCGUUCUCGGCUUCUCGCCCCAAAUUUCAUCGGUUUUUUUCUUUUGAACCAAACAUCGAACUGUCACGUAUCAACAAUCAAACCAGUGGUGUGGGAGGAAGGUCGAACGGUUGGCAUUUGAUUUAUAUCAAAUGCUUAGGGUUCAUCUGAGCCUAAUGAUUUGGACAUAGUACUGUAUUUGAGCCGGGGGGAUCUCUUGGAAACGAUUUCUCUACCUUGAAUUUUUGCUACUUUCGAUUCAAGUAAGAGGAAGGUUUCAUGUUUGUGUGUGCAUGUGUCUAUGUAUAUACUUUUUCUGUCCUAAGUGUUUGUCGAGUUUUAACUUUUUUGAAAUCAAUUAAAAUCGAUCUUAGACUUAUAAUUAAAUACCUUAAUGCCCU